Molecule: messenger RNA, 2366 nt
Organism: Mus caroli (Ryukyu mouse)
Lineage: Eukaryota; Metazoa; Chordata; Mammalia; Rodentia; Muridae
Gene: Lrrc38
Product: leucine rich repeat containing 38
Cellular component (GO): plasma membrane
Molecular function (GO): protein binding
Source: RefSeq, a predicted model, not a curated record
ACUUCGAGCUAGAGUGACCUGGGACCCUUUGGCAGAGAUGAGGGUGGCGCUCUGGGCGCAUGCCCCGGACACGCCCCAUGGAAAUCGCUCCAGGGAUCCGUCACUGAACUUAGUCUUGAGCACCGCUGGCCAGGUCUGUGCGACAGGUCCCACUUCCCUGCCCGAGUGGGGUAGCUCUGGGCUCCCUCCACGAUCUCCACCUGUGCUUUUGAAUGUUCCAGAGGGUCAGUUUCCUGUGCGGGUAAAUUCUGCGCCCAGCACCUCUCAUCUUCCUCCUCCCUCCCCGCCUCCUGGACACCCCGGGUCGCUCUGUCCCCGCCGCACUCUCAUCGCCCCCGCGCGCCCCGGCGCAGCCUCCCCGCCCCGCGCCGCUGCCCUGGGGCUCUCGGCGCCCCGGAGCCAGGGCCCCGCUGCGUCCUCCUUGCUGCGAGCUGAGUCCUCCGGAGUCCCCUGGGCCAUGAGUAUCUGCGUUGCCCCCCGCCAUCCCACGGGCGCUGCUGCGGCGCUGGGGCUCGGUAGCCUCUUGGUGCUGCUCGGGCCGGGACGCGCGUGCCCCGCGGGCUGUGCUUGCACCGACCCCCAUACCGUGGACUGUCGCGAUCGCGGGCUGCCCAGCGUGCCCGAUCCCUUCCCCCUGGACGUGCGCAAGCUGCUAGUGGCCGGCAACCGCAUCCAGCAGAUCCCCGAGGACUUCUUCAUCUUCCAUGGAGAUCUGGUGUAUCUGGAUUUCAGGAACAACUCGCUGCGCUCGCUGGAGGAGGGCACGUUCAGCGGCUCGGGCAAGCUGGCCUUUCUGGACCUGAGCUACAACAACCUCACCCAGCUGGGGGCCGGCGCCUUCCGCUCGGCGGGGAGGCUGGUCAAGCUGAGCCUGGCCAACAACCACCUGGCCGGUGUACAUGAGGCUGCCUUCGAGAGCCUGGAGUCCUUGCAGGUGCUGGAACUCAACGACAACAACCUGCGCAGCCUCAACGUGGCGGCUUUGGAUGCGCUGCCGGCACUGCGCACUGUGCGCCUGGACGGGAACCCCUGGCUGUGUGACUGUGACUUCGCUCACCUCUUCUCCUGGAUUCAGGAGAACGCAUCCAAAUUGCCCAAAGGCCUCGAUGCCAUCCAGUGUUCACUGCCCAUGGAGGACCGGAGGGUGGCCCUGAGGGAGCUGUCCGAAGCUAGUUUCAGCGAGUGUAAGUUCAGCCUGUCUCUCACAGACCUAUUCAUCAUCAUCUUCUCUGGGGUGGCUGUGUCCAUUGCUGCCAUCAUCUCCAGCUUCUUCCUGGCCACUGUGGUACAGUGUUUCCAGAGGUGCGCCCCUAACAAGGACACAGAAGAUGAGGAUGAUGAUGAAGAUGACUGAGCCACCUCCUCCUGCUCUUUGCUUUCCCACACUCAGCCAGUGGCACCUCUCCAAGGGAGACUGAUGCUGAAGACAGAAGCAUCGCAUCACUCCAGGCAGUAAACGGGAUGGAGCUUGCCUAGAUGCACCCGCUGGGACAGCCGAUCCCAGCGCAUAGAAUCAGCAGAGUAGAGACGCAGGAAGGAUGGAGAGAUUCACUCUUAAGCAGAGCCGGCCUCCCAGGCUGGGGGACUCAUGUGUGUGAAGAUAAUCAACUCAGGCUUCAUGGCUUACAGCUUUACAACCCUCCCAAGCUGAAGUGAGAGCUCACAGCUUCUGACCUCAGAGUUGUUUGGGCCGUUCUUAUUACAAGUUGCACAAUGGACCAUGAGCCCUCUUCCCCCUGAAAGACAGUAGUGUUCUCAGUGUAGCUUCGUGUCGAGCUCCUUCUCCACGGGAGCAGGAAUCCUUUUCUUCUAUAGAAGAUCCCAGCAGCCUUGAGAUGUUAGACCAAGAGCAAACACAUCUAUUUGCCAUAGACAAUGUCUGUCUCCCCUGUGUUGCUGCGAUAGUAUCUCACACCCAAACGCGAUGAACGUGGGUUGAUGCGCGAUGACCUGAGCCCGCAGUACCGAGCUGUCGGGCUGGGGACCUAGACCUGAGGCGGAGGCUCACAAGGGGACCCACUCCUUCAGGGUGUUUUGAAGAGGGCCCUUUGGAUAUGAUUCAGUCUUGAGACCUAGUGCAUUUGCUGCCCUUAUAAAUCAGACUUCGGGGGCCUCCCUGUCCCUUCUAUCCAGUGAGGACCCAGUGAGAGGGUCUAUGAACCAGGAAGGGGUCUCUCACAGGAACGCAACCAUACUGGUGCCCUAGCCUCUACCUUCUAGCCUCCCAAACUGAGAGGAAUAAAUGUUUGUUAUUUAUAAACCCUCAUGUCUGUGACUGGGGGGUUGGGGGAGAAUAGAAGCUCAAGGAUACUAGGACACCAUCUUUAGCUGAAAUGUUACCAAAAAAUAAAAGCUUAGGUUUUGUC